This is a messenger RNA of Chara braunii, 1609 nucleotides long. The record is from the annotation of a GenBank genome assembly. Lineage: Eukaryota; Viridiplantae; Streptophyta; Charophyceae; Charales; Characeae.
GGUGACCCAUAACUGCCGAGCUACAGCCUGUCUCUUAUACACAUCUAGAUGUGUAUAAGAGACAGGGUCGGAGGGCCGACGAAAGGGACUCGUUUCCGCCCCUUGUCCUUCAAUGUAGCGAAGCCGCUGUUCCCGCUUGCUGGCCAGCCGAUGAUCCAUCAUCCGAUCCUGGCCUGCACUAAAAUACCUAAUCUGCAAAGCAUCUAUUUGCUGGGGUUUUACGACGAAAAGGAGUUUUCAAUGUACACCUCAGCGCUGUCUUCAGAGCUUCGUAUUCCUGUCCGCUAUGUGAGAGAGACGAAACCCUACGGGUCGGCCGGGGGGCUUCAUCACUUCCGUGACGUUUUUUUGGAGGAAGAUCCUCGUUUCAUCUUUGUCCUUCACUGCGACGUUUGCUGUACCUUCCCUCUCGAAGCGAUGCUGGAAUCGCAUAAGGUACAUGGAGGGGUAGGUACGCUUCUGGCGAAGAAAGUCGCUCGGGACAAGGCCAACGAACUGGGGGUGCUGGUUGCCGACCCAGAGACAAGGGAGGUUAUGCAUUACGCCGAAAGACCCGAGACGUUCGUCAGCGACCUAAUCAACUGCGGUGUGUAUGUCUUCUCUUCCGCGCUCUUCGAUUGCCUGAAGAGCAGUGCUUCCAGCCGAAGGGGUGGCAGCAUAAGACGGGUGCCGAGUGUGGACUCUUUCUCUCCCUUGCGCCAAGGGCCGUCCGAUUACUUGCAGAUCGACAGAGAUGUCAUCAUGCCGUUGGCGGCGAAGAAACAGCUUUUCGUGUACGAGACGCCCGACUUCUGGGAGCAGAUCAAGACGCCGGCCAUGUCUCUUCGCUGCUCGGAACUCUACCUCGAACAGUACCGAAGGACAAGACCUGAGAUUCUCGCCUCGUCGUCGUCGUCGUCGCCUUUGACCACCUCUUCCUUGCUAAACGACAAAAAAGGACCGACGAUUGUCGGUGACGUGUUCAUCCACCCCUCCGCCAAGGUCCAUCACUCAGCCAAGCUCGGGCCCAACGUGUCCGUGGCGGCCAACGCUCGCAUUGGAGCCGGCGUUCGCCUCAUUGAUUGCAUUAUCCUCGACGAGGUGGAGAUCAACGAGAACUCGAUUGUGACUAACGCCAUCGUGGGGUGGAGAGGAACGAUCGGAAAAUGGGCGCGAGUGCAGGGAGGGGGAAAUCAUGCCGCCAAACUCGGUAUCACCAUUCUCGGCGAAAACGUUACCGUUGAAGAUGAAAUUGUUGUCGUCAACUGCGUAGUUCUUCCUCACAAGUCUCUUAGCCAGAGCGUUCGCGAAGAGAUCAUUCUGUAACUGCAGGACUGGAGCCCCGUCGCGCUGUCUCUCUUUCUCUCUCUCUCUCUCGCGCGCGCGCGCUUCUUGAAUAUGUGUUUUGGUUUUUGGUUUUGGUAUUUUGUGUCAGCUGCCUGCGGAGUCCGUGCUCGUCUAUGUGGCGAGAGAGCGAGCAAGACGCGCCUCACGCGCACGAAUACGCAGAGCGAAAGUGAGAGAGGGAGGGAAUAGGAGGAGAGAGAGAGAGAGAGAGAGAGAGAGAGAGAGAGAGAGAGAGAGAGAGAGGUGAAUGUGCGAUGAUGAUGGUGCGCACAUAUACGCAGAG